AUGAACUUUGCAGUUGAAGGCUCAGGAGUGAUUGGCCCUGUUACUUUUUCCGGCGUGGUAAGACUAUUAUCAAAGGAUAGAUCUUUCGACUAUGAUAAGGGGAUCUGCAACAUAUACUUAAUCAAAGUGGCGGAUGCAUCAUCCGAAGUCAAUGGCGACCGUAGUGUUUACCGAGAGGGUGCCAAAUUCAUUCAGACAAUUGUUGCUCCAUGUCUAGGGAAUUUAGGUCUCAACUUGAGUGUACAUGGUAAAUAUAAAAUCGAUGGACUAAUUGUCAGGGAUGAUGCAUGUGGUACAACAUGGGAGUUUAAUCCACUCCUCGCGAAAACGUUGAAAAACUUAGAGUACCUCAAGGUAUCGGGUACUGGACGCGUUGCCACCGUCAACUUAGCUUUGGCUGCAUGGAAAAGCGUUCCUGGACAAGAUGAAAUUUUGGUUAACAAUGACCCAUUAUGGCUCCAUUAUCCGGUUCUGUGGAAAGUUUAUUGGUGA
Molecule: messenger RNA, 492 nt
Organism: Puccinia graminis f. sp. tritici CRL 75-36-700-3
Lineage: Eukaryota; Fungi; Basidiomycota; Pucciniomycetes; Pucciniales; Pucciniaceae
Exons: 3
Coding region: 1-492 (163 amino acids)
Source: RefSeq, a predicted model, not a curated record